Astyanax mexicanus (Mexican tetra) is the source of this 5915-nucleotide messenger RNA. RefSeq names its product NDRG family member 2 (gene ndrg2). The record is from RefSeq and is a predicted model, not a curated record. Bases 278 to 1384 code for a protein of 368 amino acids. Gene Ontology annotation, biological process: signal transduction. The transcript is spliced from 16 exons. Lineage: Eukaryota; Metazoa; Chordata; Actinopteri; Characiformes; Acestrorhamphidae. Gene Ontology annotation, cellular component: cytoplasm.
ACGGCUCCAUAUUUUCUGUAGGAUUUUUGGUGGCUGGAGAAAGGGGUAGAAACAGCGGGCUGAUUUCUCUGAGGUAAAAUUUGCGAAAUUAAUCAUUUUUUCCGCGAAAAAACGAGACAUUUCAACUCCUGAGGAUCCAUAAGAGAAGAUUCAGAGGAAAAUUUUACACCAGCGAGGCGAGGAAGUCCAGAAUUGUGCAGAAUUUGCGCACUGAGGCAACUUGAAUCCUCAAUUUCACCAAUUUCGGUUCACUGCGGGGAAACAGGAAGGAAUCGUCAUGACGACCGCAAUGCAGGAGAUCGCCAUCACGGAGGACAAGCCUUUACUCACCGGCCAACCAGACGCUGUGAAGGAGGCUGAGAUUGCAGCCAGAAUACUGCUGGAUCAGGGACAGGAGCACAGUAUUGAGACUCCACACGGUUUGCUGCAUGUGACGCUGCAUGGCACAGGAAACACCCGGCGACCUGCUAUUCUCACCUUCCACGAUCUAGGAAUGGAGAGUAAGAGUUGCUUCUCCACUUUCUUCAAGUUUGAGGAGAUGCAGGAGAUAGUGAAGAACUUCACUGUGGUUCACGUGGACGCUCCAGGACAGGAGGACGGCGCUGCCCCCUACCCUGCAGGGUAUCAGUACGCCUCCAUGGAUCAGCUUGCAGAGAUGAUUCCUGCGGUUCUGCAGUACUUCAAUUUCCGUUCUGUGAUUGGAGUUGGAGUCGGAGCAGGAGCUUACAUCCUCUCACGGUUCACGCUGAGUAAUCCGGACUCUGUGGAAGGUCUGGUUCUGGUCAACAUUGAUCCGAACGCUCGUGGCUGGAUGGACUGGGCCGCCCAAAAGAUCAGCACGCUGACGUCCUCCCUCACAGAGCAGAUUCUCAGCCACCUCUUCAGCCAGGAGGAACUGUCGGCCAACACAGAGCUCGUCCAGUCGCACAGAGAUAGACUCACUAAAGCCCCAAACCUCAUCAACAUGGAGCUGUUCUUCAAGAGCUACAGCGGUCGCAGGGAUCUGAACAUCGACCGUAACAGCACCCUCAAGUGUCCUGUCAUGCUUGUGGUAGGGGACCAGGCACCUUAUGAAGAAGCUGCAGUGGAGUGCAACAGCAAAUUGGACCCAACCACAACCUCAUUCCUGAAGAUGGCUGAUGCUGGGGGAAUGCCACAACUUACUCAGCCCAGCAAGCUGACCGAGGCUUUUAAAUACUUCAUCCAGGGAAUGGGAUACAUGGCUUCGUCCUGCAUGACCCGCCUCUCGCGCUCGCGCACCACCUCCCUCUCCUCCUCUUACUCCAUGGAGGGCUCUCGCUCGCGGUCCCGCACCCUGUCUCAGGGCUCGCAGGGCGGAAACCUGCCCCCCAGCCCCUCCAACACCAUGGAGGUGUCCUGCUGAAGAGCGCGAGUGGGAGAGAGAGAGUGGGAGAGAGAGAGAGAGAGCGGGAGAGAGAGAGAGAGAGAGAGAGCGAGGGAUGGAUGGAUAGCUUUUGUGAGAAAGAAGUCAACUUAAGUUUUCACUUUCACAACUAAAAUUCAGUCAUAUCCAUUCAUCUAAAGUGUAAAAGUACGCCGUAUAAAGUGUUUAAAUGGAGCGCGAGAGAGAGAGGGAGGAAACGUGAAAAAGUGAAAGUAGCGCGAAAGGAGAAUCUCCUCUUACCAAACUUAAUCUCAUUCUUCUCAUUUUACGAUUGAUUCGUCCAUCCCGUGUACGUGGAGGGGAAGCGCGAGAGCAGAAAAAGAGAAAGAGAGAUAGAAAAAGGUACGCGAGAGGAGGGAGAAAGCGAAUGGCCACGAGAGAGAAGCCAUGCCGUCAACCUAAAGUCUGGCAGACGUUAGAGCCCUUUAACCUCUGCGGCGCGGACAGGGCCUGUAGAGAGACCCACAUGUAGUGCUAACCAAUAGUAAUAUUACUUUACUGAUAUUAUGAAUAUUAAUGAUUAUACGAUUAUACAUACAUACAUAUAAAUAUACAAAUUAAUAAAUUACUACAAUAAUAAUGUAAUAAAAAAUAACACCUCUCUUAUAAUUACAUAAUUACAUGUUGAAAAAAAAUAAAAACUAGAGAAAAAAAUCACAAUAAUGCGUAAUAAUAGAGUAGAAAUACUCAAUGUGUGUACGUCGAUUUCUUCUUUUUAACAAAUACUCUUCUACUUUUUUGGUGUUUUUACGUUUUUUUCUAUUUUUUUUUCUCUUCGUUUUGUUUGUAAUUUUAUAUUUCUUUCUUUUUUUUCCAAUCCUGCUGCUGAGAUAUAAAGGCUAAGUAUAAUGAUUAUGGAUAGUCGUGGUCACGUGACCCUGGCUCAUGUCUUCCAUUCGCCCUGUUUAGAAGAAGGGAAUAAAAUAAAAGCGGGAGAGGGAAAAAAGUACGUAAACUUAAUUUUAAAAAAGGCUGUUUUAGCGUCGGCCGGUUUCGGGAACUUCGGUAUGUUUGCCUGCUCCAAAACUGCAUGCCUGAAUUAUUUAGCUUUUUAUUUUUAUGUUUUUUGCUCUUUUGUUCUUGUCUUCUUUUUUGAUGUGCAACCAUUCAGAUCAUUAAAGUGUCAGUUUUUUAUUUUUAAAAUCGAGUAAAACCAGAGUGAAAUGGGUUUAAGAUUUGAAGAAGUUUUAAGAUUGUAAGGUUUGAUUCCUAUUCUAUAUAUUAGGGCUCAAAAAAUAAUAAUUAUUGUUAAUCUUAGGAAAAGUGCUCCCAACCUUUAGGAUUGAUAAAAGUAAUUUUAUGUUUAUGUAUAAUUUUAAAGAUUAAACUUUAAAAAAAUAAGUCCUUAAUUUUGUUUUUAAGUUAGUAAAGUGCUUUAAAAAGCAUUUUUAUAGUUUUUUUUUAAUUAGCAUCCCAGUUGCGUACUAAUUUCUAAUUACUAACUGUUAAAAAAAGUUGGGUAAAAUAAAAAAUUCACAAUUCAAAACUCAGAACCAAUCACUUUUUAAACGUGGUUAUGAUUAACACUACUAUCCCACAAUGCAAUGUGAAAUAAAAGAAGUAGGAGGAGGAGUUAGCCUAUUAAUUGAUUAGGCCUUUAGUCAUAGAUUAAUCUUAACCACACAAAAAAUUAUAAUUCUUAGUCUAUUAGAAUUACGAUAAAUCAAAAAUUUAACUAUUUAAACGUCCAAAUGAAUCAGAUUUUUGUCAUUUUUUUAUUUGUGUGUCUUAGUUUGACUUUAGACACAUGUUUAAGCCUGGAAAGCAUAAAUCAAGGGAAUUCAGCAAGAAUUUGCGGAAGUCACCUCUAACAAUUAAUCAAAUUUUCAUCGAUUUAGACCAAAAAUUCCUAAAUUAAAUCAAAAGUAGAAAUAGAAUGCUUCUUAUUCUGCAUUCGUAUCGAUAUUGAACGUUGGGUAUAAAUGAGCCUUUAGUCGUAGAUUAAUCUUAAACACACAAAAAAUUCUAUUAGAAUUACGAUAAAUCAAAAAUUUAACUAUUUAAAUGUCCAAACGAAUCAGAUUUGGUGUAUUUUUUUUAUUUGUGUGUCUUAGUUUGACUUUAGACACAAGUUUAAGCCUGGGAAGCAUACAUCAAGGGAAUUUGCGGAAGUCACUCCUAACAGUGAAUCAGUUUUUCAUCGAUUUUGACCAAAAAUUAAAAAAUUAAGUCAAAAUCAAAGCCCCCAAUCUCUUAACCAGCUUAACCAGCUUAACCCUACACUGCCAACAGGUUACCUGCUUAGCACUUAACCUAAUCAAUCGCCUAUAAUCGUCCUCCUCCUCACUGUCAAUCAGCUACUGAUAUCAAUAGCAAAUUAUUAUUGAUUAUUUGCAUCAGUAGUGUCUAUUCCAGCUCCUGAAUUACUGCCAAUUAAUAGCCUAAUUAAUAAGCUAAUUAAUAAAACUCAAACGCAGCCUAUAGAUAUAUAUCGCCAAGUGGAUAUUAUCGCCAAUACAAAUCAAUCAGAGACCAGAACUGUUAUUGAUUAUUGAUUGUUAUUUUUAGCAACACAAGAAAAUUAUUUAUAUUUAAUGUGUUGUAAGAAGCCAUUAAAUUCAGCAUAGCACUGCCCUGAAACUUCAAAAAUUGCGUAAAUAACGCAAAAUUUAAUGACUUCAGCAGAUUUAACGACAGCAGAUACCCGUCCGAUACCUUUUAUAUUGAUGGAGAGAUUAGAUUUGAUUGAAAAAAAAAGUUACAGAAGGUCUUCUUUAGUAUUUUUAGUACUUUAAUCUUUAGGUAGGGUUGGGGAACUAAAGCCUAAUAGGUGGUUUUGGGGUACGUUUUUCUUUUAUGGGGGUUUUUAUCCUCUGUGAUUUUAUUCCCGUCCAGAACGAUCAUGUAGGUGUUUUUCUCAGACGUCCUCUGAGAAAAUUACAGGCUGAAUUAUCUACUGUUUUUCUCUGAACUCCGUGCUCCUCCGGUAAUUUUAGUCCCGUCCGGACGCACAUCUCUGAGUUUCGUCUUCAAGUGGAAAUGGAGGAGCUACUGAACUCCGCAAUGUCACGUGACCUAGAAAAAAAGGCUAAAAACUAAAAACUCACUGGUCCUCCUGUUUUUUUUUUCCCCCGCAUGCAGGAGUUUUAUCACUAAAGAGUAGAAGUGUGAAAUAUUUUUCACAGACGUCCCCCUGAGACACAAAGACUAAGAAUAUGUGAUCAGACUUCCAGCCUAAAUCUGAUCAGAUUGAUUUUUGCAAGUCUGAACAGACACAAACCACAUUAAAUAUGUUAUUUCAGAAUUUCAACGCAACAAAAACACCCUCAAUUAUACGAUUUUUGGAUUAUCUAAGUUGUAUCUAGAUUGUUCUGAUUUUUGAGAUCCACAUCAGAUUUUUGCAUCAAUCGCAAAACGAAAACAUCCUUUAUUAUACAGUUUAUAGAUUAUCUACAUUUUAUCUAGACUAUUCUGAUUUUGAUAAGACCGUCAGAAUCCACAUAAAAUCUGAAAAUCUUUGGAGGGUGUUUACAAUUAGACUUUUUUAUAGUCUAAAAUCUAAAUCAAGACCACUUUUGGAAGUGAUUUGAAAGUCGUCGCAUUGUGGACGCUCAAAUCGUAUUGUACUGUGUCGACAUUGUUACCAUAGCAACCCAUUCAGAUACUUUUGUUUGUGAUGUUCAGACAGGCAAAUCCGAUCUGAACACUUUUUUCGCAAAUCACAAUAAUAGUGGGGACAGUUGAAACAUCUUGAUAGAUCUGAUCUGAGAAACAGAUCUGAUUCGCCAGGUUGGGAAUCGGACACGCCCACGACACCUGACAGUCCAAUAGUACUUUUAAUUGCGUGACCUUAAUAAGCAGGAAGUCACCUGAAGCUGUACAGGAACCCAGUUCCCCAUCCCAGCCUAAAGAGUUUUGUCCUUUGUCCUCGUUCGUGUCUGAUGUUGGAGCAGAAGAAUGCUAAUGCUAAUGCUAAUCGUUGACGUAAGUGGGCGAGGUAAAACGUAUGGUUUCAGCCAAUCACUGUACACGAACAUCGCUUUCAUCAGUGAUAUAUUGCUUUUAUACUGGAUGAGGAGAUCGAGGCCUCUCUGAUUUUCCAUUUCUAAAGCGAGUCUAAACCAAAAAAGGGAAAAGGAGGUUCAUUAAAUAUAUAUAAAUAUAAAUAUAUAUUAAAAAUAUAAAUUUAAAAGGGACAAAGAACCUGUUGAGUUGAGUUGAGUUGGGGGCGGAGCUGCGAGAAUGUAAAUGCUCGUCCUCUUUUCUUUUUUUAUUUGACUCCUUUUCUCUUGAAUAAAACCCUUUUUUAAUCCUGAUUUUAUUUUUUCUGUUGUGCUAGGUUACAGUCUCAGUGUUCUCACAGGUUAGACAUCAGUGUGCUAGUCGUUGUGUAACCUUUUCUAGCAUUAGUAUUUAAAAGAAAGGGGGAUAUUAAUAUUAUUAACAAAAAAAAAGCUUAAAAACAUUAUAACAGAAUACAAUCGAAAAUUCCUUGUGUGGCUAAUAAUUAUUCUGUGUAAAACAAUGAACAACUGAAAAAAAAAGUAUUAAUAAAAAGGGAUUCAAAUCA